ACUCGCGAGCAGCGCGCGCAAGAAGUAGAUCGAGUCGGGUACGGCGAGGCGUGCCUAUAAAGUUGUCUCGCAUUAUCCGGUCGCGAGCCGCGAGCUCCGUCUGGCCGGGCUCUCCCCUCCUCUCUGUUUGCCGCGGCGUUUUUCCUUGCCCGGGCGGACCCGAGGGAAUCGAGUGCUCUCGUCCCCGAUCCGUUAACGAAAAUCGCACGACGAGGCGCUCGCGCGGCCGGCAAGGUCCACCUCGGCGAGAAGCGCCGCUGGCCGCAUCGCUCGGAGGGAACACCGAGAGACGCGCUGGAAUUUCGAGUGCGCGACGCGAGCGAGCUCGAAAUUUCGUAUUCGCACAUUAUCUCGAACGCGGGCGGCGAGGCGAUACUACGGGAGAAGGCUGAGAGAUUGGGUUACUGGAGCAACCGAGCGAUAAGGCGUCGCCGCCGAAACGGCAAAACGAUAUCUCGCUGCCGAAAUUCCAGCGUCGAAAGUAACGGGCGAGUGCUACCGCGCGACGCGCGCGCCUCGGCGAGCAGCUCGUGGACGGGAAAAAACGCGCCCACGGUGCAGGGAGGACGGUGGACGCAGGUGGCCGAAGAGCAUCAAGGAAGUCAGCAAAGCGCAACGCGCGCUACGGCUCGCGAGCCUCUCUCUCUCUCUCGCGCGCGCGCGCGCGCGCGCUCACGGAGAGCAGCGCCGCUUAUACACACCUAUAUGAGAUUCGCUGGGGCUAUAGCGCGGCUCAGUCCGUUCGCGGAGUGCCUCGAGUUCGCGCGUCCCUUCCGACAGGCCACACAGUGCGAGGCACCUCGCGCGUCGUUCUCCCUCGCAAGCGAAGCAACGAAAGAGGAGAAAAAUGGCGAGCUUCCGGACGACGCUGGGCAUCCAGGAGGUGACGGACAAGAAGUCGAACCUGGCGAGGGCUCUGCUGGCCGAGUUCCUGGGCACGCUGUUUCUCAAUUUCUUCGGCUGCGGCGCAGUGAUGAACGGCGGCGACCAGACGCUCACCAUUAGCGUGUCCUUCGGGCUGGCCGUCGCGGCGGCCGUGCAGUUCAUGGGCCACGUGUCCGGCGGCCACGUCAACCCGGCCGUCACGUGCGGGAUGCUCGCCAUUGGCAAGAUUCCGGUGAUACGAGCGAUCCUGUACGUGGUCGCGCAGUCGGCGGGCGCGAUAGCCGGCUCGGCGAUCUUGCGCGCCGUCACGGCGUCGGGCAAGCAAGCGCUCCUCGGCGCCGUCAAGCUGAACAACGACACCGAGCCCGUGCAAGGCUUCGUCGUCGAGCUGAUCAUGGCGCUGAUCCUCGUGCUGGUCGUCUGCGGCGCUACCGAUCCCGGCAAGCCCGAGAGCAAGCCACUCGCGCCGCUCAUCAUCGGACUCACCGUCACCAUGUGCCACAUCAUCGGCAUCCCACGAACGUCCACGGGCAUGAACCCCGCUCGAGCUUUGGGCGCAGCGGUCAUCGAAGGCGUAUUCGACGACCAUUGGCUGUACUGGGUCGGUCCGAUACUCGGCGGUGUCGCUGGCGCUCUCAUCUACACCCACGCCAUCGGACCUGCCAAAGAAACCGAAUCGUCGAGAUCUUACGCCACAGUUGCUACCGAAGAGAAGGAGAUACAUUAACGGGCGAACCUCUCUAGCGGUUAGCGUGCAAAAUAAAAGUGUCGAACGUUUCGAGUACAUAGACAGUGGACGGGGCGGCCUGUAGAAUGAGAGAAAAAAACCCACACACACGAACACACAGUGGAAUGAUUCGCGUCCGUUAUUUUGCAGCUCCACCGGCUUACCAGGAAGGGAGUGCAGUCUGCCUGAAACUCCUCCUACUUCUCUUAUUUCUCCUUCAUCAUCGUCAUCACCAUUGUGCUCGAGGCGACGACGACGUCUUUGCAUUCUUGACUACGAUACGCACACAUGUAAUCGCAUCGCUCCUCCCUUCAUUCCUUCCCGUUUUGUACGCAAAACGUUUGAUUUUCACACGUGGCGCUUGACUCAACCUGGCGUACGUGUGAUUUCAAACGGGACCGAUAGUUUCCUUUGAAAAGCUUGCCUACAUAUGUACGUCUACGAUUAUUUUUUAUAUCUUAGUUUCUUUUUACUAAUGUAUUACGUGUAAAUGUAUUGUCACUUUGCAUCGCGUUUUGAACGCGUCAACCUACUACGAAGAAAAAAUUAUAUUUUCAAGUAUUUUUCCACAGCCAAGAGUAGAAAAUAGAUCCAUCGCUGAACGAACAUUCAAAAAUAUGUAAAAUAUGGUAAAAAUAUUUUGUAAUAUUUAUACCGCAUUGACCCACCAGUAGAUUAGUUACUAAUUUACAGAAUAGCUUAGAUACUUAUUUAUUAUGUAUGAUUAUGCUCAGAAAAAUCACGCGCUUUCGGAGAGUUGUGUCUCAAUAUAAAGUAAAUUGUAUUCUUCGUGAUUAUUUCAUUAAAUUAUAACAAUUGCAUUACGUAAUAAAU
This is a messenger RNA of Phymastichus coffea, 2446 nucleotides long. RefSeq names its product aquaporin-like. The transcript is spliced from 6 exons. Lineage: Eukaryota; Metazoa; Arthropoda; Insecta; Hymenoptera; Eulophidae. Gene Ontology annotation, cellular component: plasma membrane. Gene Ontology annotation, molecular function: water channel activity. Gene Ontology annotation, biological process: transmembrane transport. The record is from RefSeq and is a predicted model, not a curated record. The coding region runs from base 848 to 1612 and encodes 254 amino acids.